GACGAUGACCUGUUGAUUUGUCUGAUUUCUUCAUCAGGUUAAAUGCACCUGGCAGCCUAUCGAGAUUAGUCGUCGCUAAGUUAUCUGCUAUGCUCUUGGAAAUGAUUGUUUGGCUUACUAUGCUGAGUGCUACUGGAAAAAUAGUGUGGCUUUUGAAAUGUGCUCUAAUACCAAUAUGUCACCACUGCAAAAGUAAUGAUGUACAGCUAUUAACACAACUAAGUGGAAAAGUAAGAGAAUGUAAGUGUAAAAACAAAAGUCUCUCUUGAGAUUUUUUUAUUGUAGGCUAAUUAGUCGGGGGUUUUGUGAGAGGAGGUUUACUUGGCGGUGUCGGGUUUCAUUUCCCGACUGAUUUCAGUUCCGCUCGGUUCUGUUUUGGUUCUGUGGUGAAGCUCUAACUUAAUGCUGUGGCAGCGAAGGUCUCUCCAAACUCUGAAAUGUGACUAACCUUGACGGGUUGUUGUUGCGAACAGACAGGCUGGACAUAUUUUCUCAUGCUCAGGGCGGACUGCCAGGUGCAGAACACUGACUUAUCGGCUUAAAACUGAAAAGAUGAAAACCAAGAGGGACGACAUCAUUUUUCAGACUCUCCUCUUGAUCCACAUCCCUGUGGCUUGCUUCUUCACUGCAGUGUCAUGUCAGGCUGAGAGCAGCAGCGUGGUUGUGGCAGGUUAUAAUGUGAGCUCCCGCGCUGGUUCAAAGCUGGUGCUGCAGUGUGUGAGCAGCCGGAUGGUGUGGACCAGGGACAGGGUGAGAGACAGGCAGAGGGUGAUCCACUGGGAUAUGUACCGGGCUUAUCCGGACUACGCCAUGGAAAGGGUAGUGGACAUGUUCUCGGCAGGAGAACAAAGGAUGUACAACUCCUACAAUCUGGGCAGGGUUGGUCUCAACCCGACAGCCUUCAAAGAUGGAAACUUCUCCCUGGUUAUCAAAGAUGUGACGAUGAAUGACCGAGGUCUGUACUCCUGCAACCUCCACCAUCUCUACUGCAACCUUUACGAGACACUCAGAGUUCAGCUCAAUGUCACUAAAUCACGCCGUAAAGAACAGCGAUACUGGGAUGGGCAUAAGGCCGUGUACGUGGUGCUGCUUGGGAGCACUGCAGUGCUGCCGUGCAUCAACCGACGUAGUGUGUGGACAGACUGGAGCGACGAGGAGGAGGAUCAGCAGGUGGUUCACUGGGACCGUCAGGCUCCAGGAAUUUCCCAUGACCGAGCUGACCGGCUUGUGGACCUGUACGCCUCUGGGGAGCAGCGGAGCUAUGGACCUCUGUUCCUUCAGAGGAAGAUGAAUAUCAGCAAUCACGCCUUCUCCGAAGGAGACUUCUCACUCACCAUAUCUGACCUGCAGCCAGCAGACCAGGGGCUGUAUUCCUGCCACCUCCACCAUCAUUACUGUGGUCUCCACGAGAGAAGAGUAUUUCAGGUCACAGUGGAGCCUUCGCUGGUUAAGCCAACAAUGCCGGCUAAAUCACUGCCCAGCGAAGACAAGGAGACAGCUAAGGCUGAAUCACCGCGAGUCAUCACCGUCAUCUUGCCUGAGCAAAGGCACCACUUUCUCCUGCCUCUGGGCUACGUCCUCACCUCCUUCCUGCUCCUGGCAUUUGUUGUCCUCAUCAUCGUCGUCAUCGUACGACGACGCACGACCAAAGAAAUGUAUCCUCAGUCGUAUAUGGGGCCCAGCAGAAGUCAGAGCUGCUCAAAUGAGUUUGAGAUGGACGUUACUGAGGUGAAUGUGUGCAGCCCGGAGGAAAGAAGAUUCGACUACAAGAACAACCUGCUGAAAGAAAAAGCCCAUGUGAAAACUCAGCCAAAAUUCAUUGAUCUCGACAAAGAGAUGCAGAAGUUCUCUAAGUGAAAUAAAAGAAGUGGAACUGGAGUCACUGGCUGGUCCAGAGGCUGCGCUCCAAGCUAAACACCUCCAUACCGUCUUCUGUCCUGUCAGGAGAGAUGCCGCAGAGAGAAACGCAGUGUUGCAAAAAUCUGUGUUGUGACAUUCAGAAAAAGAACACUGAGGUUUUGUGUUGCCAAAUUGUAGAUAUUAGAUACAAACAGGACUGUGAAAAAGUAUAUGCCCCCUUCCUCAUUUCUUAGUUUGUUUGUGUAUUUGUCACACUUACAUGUUUUAGAUCAUCAAACAAAUUUUACUAUUAGACAAAGAUAAUCAGAGUAAAUACAAAAUCCAGUUUUCACAUGGUGAUUUCAUUUAUUAAUUGGUUUAAAAAAGAAAUAUCCAAAAAUGCUCUGGGAUUCCAGUGAGCCAGAGUGAGAGCCAUUAUCCACAAACGGAGAAAACUUGGACCAGUGCUGAACCUUACUAGGAGUGGCUGGCCCACUAAAAUUGCUCCAAGAGCACAUCGACAACUCAGGGCAACUCCAGGAGUUCACAAAAGAACCCAGAACAACAUUUAAAGAGCUGCAGACCUCACUUUUCUUAGUUAAGGUCAGAGUUCAUGAUUCAACAGUUGGGAAAAAAAUAAUAAGUCUGAGCAAAAAUGGCAUCCGUGGGAGAGCUCCAAGGAGAAAACCACAGCUGACUGAACACAACACAAAGUCUCAUCUCACAUUUGGAAAGUAUUCUGUGGACAAAGGCUGAACUUUUUGGAAGGUUUCAGUCCCGUUACAUGUUGUGUAAAUCUAAAACAGCAUUUCAUAAAGAGAACAUGGUGGUGGCAGUGUUGGCUAAUCGAUGGAACAAUUAAUUCUGUUCUCUACCUAAAAAUCCCGUCUGAUCGUCAGUUCGUGUUUUCGCAACAGGACAAUGGUCCAAAACACACCAGCAAGGCCACCUCUGAAAUGUUUAAAAAAGUGUUUUGGAGUGGCCUAGUCAAAGUCGGGACUUGAAUCGGAUUGAGAUGCGUGGGCCAAAAUUCCUCCACACUGGUGUCAAAGACUCAUCGACAAUGAUCACAACCACUUGAUUGUGAAACUUGAUUGCCUAAUAACUGGUUGUGACACAAUGAGGGUGAAUACUUUUUCACACAGGGCUGGCUUGGAUCACUUUUUUCCCCUUAAUAAAUAAAAUCAUCAUUUAAAAAUUCAGGUUAUCUUUGUUUGAUGAUCUGAAACAUAUAGCUGUGACAAAUAUGCAAAACAAUCCUAAGAAAUGAGGAAGAGGGAAAAUUCUUUUUCACUGCACUAAGAUUGACCUGACUGCGAAAGGAAGGAGAAAUGUGUGCACAGAUCGCACAUAACUGACUCACUUCUGAGUUGGUUAAGAUAAAGUUCCAGCCUGAAUCAUUAUUCCUUUAGUUAGAAAGUUUUUAUGCUGAUUUUGCUUUUUCUUUUCCUCCCAUAAGCGCCACUGAAGUGUUACCAUAACUCUGCACUGCGUCCAGUAGCUGCUGACUAACUGUAUGCUCACUCACCACCAAGCAGAAUAUGUGAAACGUUCUGUUUUGUAUCCACGCUCUGAUGCAGAUAUUUUUUAUUGUACACUUGCUUAGUGGGCAUCAUCCUGCUUCUUUUUUCCUCUGUGAAUGUAGGAGGCGUGUUUCACAGCAGUUUCUCUUACCCUUUGUUGGACUAGUUAAUGAAGAUUUAGUCAUGUUAUAACCAGUAUAGCAACCGUCUCACACAACUUCAAACAACGCAGUUAAAUCAAAAUACAAACCAGUUGGUUAAACAACGCUGUUGUAAAUUCUCUGCUGUCACUGCUGCUGUUACUGUGUGAAAUCAAAAUAUUGCAUUCAGCCAAGUGGCUCCUGGUACUUACAGGCAGGCGUUUUUAUUACAGUUAAAACCACAAAAAAAUCUGGAAGGUGAAAUUUUAUUGUUUCCACUCUGUGUGAGAAUAGAUGUUUACCUCACUUUCUAUUUUUGGGCUUCAUCUUCGUUCAUCCCACAAGUAGUGCCCAUUGUGGAAAAGGAAGUUAGAGAGCAGAAGUUCUUAGCCAUUUAAAAACUCCUGGGUUUCUGCUUUCACUCGUCUGAGCAGAUCUUGUACCCCGGUUUUAUUAUUAUUAUUGUAAUAUUCUGAUGUUGCUUGCUGUAUUUGUAUUUGACGGCAUCAACUUGAUUUCUCUCGUGUGUUGUGCGCCCCCUAGCUUAGUCUGCAUUAACUACUACAAAGUAAAAUCCCAGCAUUGCAGUGUCUAAGACAUAAAGGAGGACACCAUCCUACUUGCAGUACUCUGUGUGAAUAACACUCCACUCUUAAAGAAAAAAAGAUUGCUGUUACAUCUGCUGUGGCUUUUGCUUUUCUCAGUUAGCCAUGCUUGAUACUAAUUUAACUACCUAUUGUGUUGUACUGUACUGCUAAUCCAGUAAAAAUGAAAAACAAAAGA
Molecule: messenger RNA, 4285 nt
Organism: Haplochromis burtoni (Burton's mouthbrooder)
Lineage: Eukaryota; Metazoa; Chordata; Actinopteri; Cichliformes; Cichlidae
Product: matrix remodeling-associated protein 8
Exons: 12
Coding region: 553-1857 (434 amino acids)
Biological process (GO): cell adhesion; establishment of glial blood-brain barrier
Cellular component (GO): membrane; cell surface
Source: RefSeq, a predicted model, not a curated record